AUGAAGAAUUAUGAUGGAGAUUGGAUUGAAGGUGAUGACCUUAUCGCUACUGAAGCUAGAUUAAUGAACAAUGUGUGGUAUUCUGUUAAUAUUAAUGGGGUUAGACAUGGUUUUUUCAAGUCCAACAGAGGUAUCAAGCAAGGAGAUCCACUAUCCCUAUCUGUAUUUAUCAUUGGGACAGAACUUCUAUCCAGACUUACGAAUAGUUUGAUGAAUACUAAUUUUGUUCCCUAUUUCACUGAGAGGAAUGGGCCAAAAAUCAAUCAUUUGUGCUAUACAGAUGAUACAAUUCUAUUUUCUUUUUGUGAUCCAACUUCUUUGGAGUUGCUUAUGUCCAAACUUAAUCAAUAUGAACAAGUCUCUGGACAACUUGUGAAUAAGUACAAGUCUGGCUUCUAUGUGCCUUUCAAGGAUGAUGAUCCCAGAAUUAAUGAGAUCAAGAGAAUCACUGGUUUUUCACACUGCCCCUUUACUAUGACUUAUUUGGGAUGCCCUAUUUAUUUUGGUAGAAAAAGAGUAAUCUCUAAUAGACUUCAAGGUUGGCAAUGCAAAUUCCUUUCUUAUGGAGGCAAAGCAGUCCUUAUAAAAUCUGUCCUCUAUGUUAUGCCACUUCACCUCUUGGCUGUGAUUCAACCUACUAAAACUACCCUAGAUCAAAUAGACAAGAUUGUGGCCAAUUUCUUUUGGGCUAGAUCAAAACAGGAACAAGAGGAUUUUCUUCUGGUGAAGUACUGCAAAAGAUCACAUCCAGUUGCCCAAAAAUGGGGUAAUGGCCAAUCAAAUGUAUGGAGAAGACUGAUGGACAUAAAGAGUAAAGUUGAACCACAUAUUUUUUGGAAGAUUGGAAAAGGUGAUGUAUCCUUUUGGUGGGAUAACUGGUCAAGAUUGGGAGCAAUUGCUUCUAUAUUUCAGUUGGGAAGAGCUUCAAAGAUCACAAAAGUUAAUGAAUUCAUGAAUGGUGGUUUGUGGAAUCUUGAUAAGCUUCUGCAAGUUCUUCCACUAGAUAUGGUUCACACUAUAAAAAAAGAGUUGGAUAUUGAUGUAAAUAAGGCAGAUCACCCCUACUGGCUUCUUGAAGACAAAGGGAAUUUCACUUGCAAAUCAGCCUGA
Lycium barbarum (goji berry) is the source of this 1110-nucleotide messenger RNA. RefSeq lists its product as uncharacterized. NCBI's taxonomy places the organism in Eukaryota, Viridiplantae, Streptophyta, Magnoliopsida, Solanales, Solanaceae. The coding region runs from base 1 to 1110 and encodes 369 amino acids. The transcript has 3 exons. The record is from RefSeq and is a predicted model, not a curated record.